GUCAAUUUUAAAUAUUUGGUGGCGAUAGCCAAUUUGGGGUCGUUGAAUUGGGGGCCGCCGCCUCUUCCUCCUCCUCCCCGGCAGCUGGCAGAGACCAGCGCUGCCCUUGAUGGACGACGGAAGCUCAAGAUCGCGCCGCAGCAGCAGCAGCAGCGCCCCGCGGUUGGAUCGCAGCAAGGCCCUCAAAAACGUCGACUACGAUGCCGCCGCCGGCGCCGAUUCGGAUACUCCCCUACCUUCCCCCCAGAUCCGCCCCCACGCGCCCGAAGCCGAUCCCCCCAAUCUGAGGAUGCGCGGCUUCGACGGGGAGUUCGAUCUCAUCUGCCGCAAGCUCGGCUUCUCCGACCCGGAGGAUUUCGGCAUCCCGUCAGCCGUCUGGGAGGAGGCGCGGAAGGCGCGCUCGUCCUCCGACAACUUCCUAUUCACCCCUUCCCGCGAUUCCUUCUCGCGGUCUCCGCCCACGGUGUUGCCUGAUCGGAGAGUGUCCCUUUUCGUGGAGCCUGUGAACAGCGUUCCUCCUCCUACUGAUGCGAGAAGAGGAGGUGAGGGAGUCAAGCGAGCGGUUGAGCUUUCGGACAUUACGCUGCCGAAUAGGAUGGCGGGAUUGAGUCUCAGCCCUCCGCCGCCGAUCUCUCUGCCUCAUGUCGACGACCGGAGCUCUGCUUGGGAUAUUGUGAGGUCUUUUGCUCCCGACCAUGAUGAACAACGGCUAACCCAGGAGAGAAUACUGUCGGAAUCCGAAGAGGAUCAACUGACCGACGACGGGGUUGAUGAGGAUGGGAAGGAUAUAAGGAGGGGAACUUCUGAUGUAGAGUCGAGCCAUGAUGGAGAAAAUUUGAGUGUAAGAUUGGGCGAAACGGACAAUGAGCUCACAGAAUCGACGCUGGAGAGCCCUCACGACCCUUCAGCUGAGAGUCCUGGCGGUCCUUCAGCGUCAGGGGCCAUAGCAAUAUCAGCAAAUGCAAUGUUGAAGAGGAGUAUGGUGUCUUGGACGAGAGGGGAACACCUUGGAAGUGGGUCGUUUGGGACUGUGUUUGAGGCUAUCAGUGAUGAUGGAUUUUUCCUUGCUGUUAAGGAAGUCUCCUUGCUUGACCAAGGAAGGGAUGCCCAACAAUGCGUAUCUCAGCUGGAGCAGGAGAUUGCACUCUUGAGUCGUUUUACACACACAAAUCUAAUUCAGUUUUAUGGGACGGACAAGGAUAGUUCAAAAUUGUACAUCUUCCUUGAACUUGCUAAAGGAUCUUUGGCAUCACUUUAUCAGAAGUAUCAACUGCAACAUUCUCAAGUGUCUGCUUACACAAGACAAAUUUUGGAAGGAUUGAACUAUCUGCAUAAUCAACAUGUGGUGCACAGAGACAUCAAAUGUGCAAAUAUUUUGGUCGAUGCAAAUGGAUGGGUGAAACUUGCUGACUUUGGCUUGGCAAAAGAGAUAUCUAAAUUGAACUGGACAAAAUCUUGCAAAGGAACUGUGUAUUGGAUGGCUCCAGAGGUUGUGAAGACCAAGCCGUAUGGACCUUCAGCUGACAUAUGGAGCCUGGGGUGCACUGUUUUAGAGAUGUUGACUCGUCGACCUCCUUAUCCUAACCUUGAAUGGGUAGAAGCUUUCUUUAAGAUUGGUCGUGGCGAACUACCAGUUAUUCCUAAUUCCUUAUCCGCAGAGGCUCGUGAUUUCAUCAAGAGGUGCUUGCGGUUCAACCCAGACGAUCGGCCCUCUGCUGCUCAACUGUUGAAGCAUCCAUUCGUCAAACGAUCACAUCGAGAUUCUACAGGCGCUAGUCAUUUUUCACCAGCAGGAUCCAGGCCACAAUGAUUAUGAAUUGCCAUAGGAGAGUUUCGGCCUCAACCUUAUGCUGAGCCUUCAGGAUGAAACUGAUGCCUUGUGCUAUGCUGAGCCUUCAGGAUGAAACUCUGUAAAUAGCGACUCAUGCCUGAGACUGACUGCAACCUUCUAGGCUGGGAAUCAAUUUGUGUUUUGUGCCACAGUUACUUCUUCCGCUGGCAUAGCAAUGAAAAUGAGCAGUUCCAACGUUGAAUCCCUGAACGAGCAGAGUGUCGGGGGCAGAAUCAUCCUCAAAACCUUUGAUUUUGUUUAGACUCCAUUAACAUGCAUUGCAUGGACUGCUGCAACCUUCCAGGUCAGGAACCAACUUGUGUUUUCACUUGCAUAUCAAUGAGAAUGAGCAGUGCUGAUGUUGAAUCCCCAUCGACAAAUGAGGCAGUGUGUUGUCUUAGGCGCAAAAUCAUCCUUGAAACCUUUGAUUGUAUUUAGACUGCAUUAGCAUCAACUCGAAGACUGCAACCUUCCAGGUCAUCCAAACCAACUUUGGGGACAAACGAGCAAGGGUGUUUAGGCAUAGAAUCAUCCUCAAAACCUUUCAUUGUGUUUAGACUGCAACCUUCCAGUCGAUGAGAAUGAGCAAUGUUGAUGUUGAAUCCCUGUCGAUGAAGGCGCAGUGUGUCGUAGGCGCAGAGUUGUCCUUAAAACUUUGGUUUGUUUCGAACACUGUAAGUAGCAGCAGCCAAAAGGAGAGCUCAAGAACCUUUUCAAAUUAUUCCACAAGGAUUUGCUGAUGAGUUUCGAGAAAUCAGGAAUAUUUUUUCGCGUUACUUUAAAUAUUAAUUCUUGCAUUUCAUUUCAUCUGUUUUGCAUUAUUUUUCUCUACAUGGAAGUUUGAAUAAUGUUGAUGUAUCUAUAUCGGUGAAAUUUUCACUCUCUAUAUAUAUGUAUAUCCAUAUAUUGAAAAAAAUUUCAUUUUACACCCUA
Messenger RNA from Zingiber officinale, 2764 nucleotides. RefSeq names its product mitogen-activated protein kinase kinase kinase 1-like. The record is from RefSeq and is a predicted model, not a curated record. NCBI's taxonomy places the organism in Eukaryota, Viridiplantae, Streptophyta, Magnoliopsida, Zingiberales, Zingiberaceae. Gene Ontology annotation, biological process: protein phosphorylation. Bases 110 to 1810 code for a protein of 566 amino acids. The transcript is spliced from 9 exons. Gene Ontology annotation, molecular function: ATP binding; protein kinase activity.